GAACGCUCGCGCGGCGGUGGUCACUUUGUUUGUUGUGUUUUCAGAGAAAACACCUUUUUAUUUAUUUUUAAUAUAUAUAUUUAUAUAUAUAUAUAUUUUUUUUUUUGGUCCGUGCUCACUUGUUCUACGAGAUUGCGGGUCUAGAUUGUGGACUGUACGUGAGUGCAAUUGGCUCGGCUAGGCCUGAAACCACAUCGCCAACACUUAUGGACUUUGCAAAACAAGCCUAACACUGCCAGCAAACGUGUGUGAAUGGAGCAGUGUGCGAGUACGGCCUCCCUGCUGGCCUCCGUGCGGGAGCAGGAGAGGCAGUUUGAGAUGCUGAGCCGAGCUCUGGAGGAGGAGCGGAGGUCGUGUGCCGGCACUUUGCCCCGCCCCCUCCCCAACAUGCAGAACGGCCGCCUUCCUUGUGAUGCAGAGAUAGAGAGGCUAACACUUAACGAGGGUUACGUCAACGGAACACAUCAUUUCAGGAUGGAGCCUGGUCAGAUGGUACAGGAGACAUACACAGUGGAGGAAGAGCCCCAGGAGUCCAACCCUGUGGUAUCUGUGGAGACCAAUGAGGAUGGCACCACAAGACGCACAGAAACCACGGUAAAAAAAGUAGUAAAGACCACUACCACACGCACAGUCAUCCCCUCAGUAUCCGACACACUUUCCUUGGAUGGCGGGGGUUCUGUGACGGGUAUUGGAGGCUACAUCACACCCAUGGACCGUGGCUACAGGCAGGCACCUGGAGUAGGUGUACCCAUGGAAUACCCCAUCCACACUGUGCCCCGCAACUACCAAUAUGGACCUCCGGGUGGCUAUGAGGACUAUCGUGCUGGACCCCCAUCUGAAUCAUACGCAAGCCUCAACAGGGGUGCUCGCAUGGAGGAUCGCUAUAGACCAGUCCAUCCGGAUGGUUAUCGAACUCUUGAUCCAAGCUACAGAGCACCCAGCAGGAACCAGCUAGACCCUUAUGCUGCUCAGCCACAGGUCGGCCGAAUGGGAAGUGCAAUGGAGCUCUCCUCAAUCCCGCGGUUUGUUCCAGAGCCAUAUGGACUGGAAGAUGAUCGGCGAAGCAUGGGCUAUGAUGAACCUGACUAUGGCAUGGGACAUCCAGUGCACUACAGCACUGUGCCCCGUAACCACCAUGGCUUUCCCCAAGGGCCACCACGUAGGACUGGGAGUUACGAGGGCACUCUGGAUGGUGAUAUGAGUGGUCCAGGGGACUUGUACUAUUGGGGAGGAGGUGCCCCUAUGGCACAGGGUGAAAGAGGAAGCAUGGCUUCAUUGGACAGCACUCUGAGGAAAGGCCCAGGUCCAGGUGGCUGGCGUCAGCCAGAGCUGCCAGAGGUUGUUGCCAUGCUCAACUACAGGCUGGAUCCAGUCAGGAGCAAUGCUGCUGCAUACUUGCAGCAUCUCACUUACAAGAAUGAUAAAGUGAAGUCAGAGGUUCGACGAUUGAAAGGCAUCCCAGCGCUAGUUUCUAUGCUUGACAACCCAAAUAAAGAGGUUCACUACGCAGCCUGUGGAGCGUUAAAGAACAUUUCGUAUGGUAAAGAUCCGGACAACAAAAUUGCCAUCAAGAACUGUGACGGAGUGCCUGCCUUAAUUAGGCUUCUGAGGAAGACCCAUGACCAGGACCUUACUGACUUAAUCACAGGGACACUUUGGAACCUGUCAUCCCAUGACUCGGUAAAAAUGGAGAUUGUGGACCACGCAUUACACGCCCUCUCCGAUGAAGUGAUGGUGCCUCAUUCAGGCUGGGAACGUGGGAGCAAUGGUGGAGGAGGAGAGGAAAACUGUAAGCCCAGACACCUGGAGUGGGAGACAGCUCUCACCAACACAGCGGGCUGCCUGAGAAAUGUGAGUUCGGAGCGAAGUGAAGCAAGGCGGAAGCUGAGGGAGUGCACAGGAUUGGUGGAUUCUCUCAUGUACAUCGUCCAGUCCCAGAUUGACUGUAAAGAUGUUGACAAUAAGCUCAUAGAGAACAGUGUGUGUCUGUUGAGAAACCUAUCCUAUCACGUGCAUCGUGAAAUCCCAGGGUGUGAGCGGUACCAAGAAGCUGCACCUGUUAACCAGGGCCCGGCCCCGUCCAGCCAGAAGGGCGGCUGUUUUAGCUCACGCAAGAGUAAAGAUGAGUGGUUUUCCAAAGGAAAGAAAGAUGAGGAUCCAGCUGCAGACAUAAUAGACAUUCCAAAGAGGACCACACCUGCAAAAGGCUAUGAGCUGUUGUUCCAACCAGAGGUGGUCCGCAUCUAUACCUCUCUGCUCAAGGAGUCUAAGAACCCCACCGUGUUGGAGGCCUCAGCAGGAGCUGUUCAGAAUUUGUGCGCUGGACGCUGGACGUAUGGCCGUUAUAUCCGUGCCCUGCUACGCCAGGAGAAAGGUCUGCCCAUGAUGACUGAACUACUGGCUCACGGCAAUGACAGAGUGGUUCGAGCAAUGUCAGGAGCCCUCCGCAACCUGGCGAUUGAUGCUCGUAACAGAGACCUACUGGGUAAGCACGCAGUGCCUCACCUAGUGGCGAACCUUCCUGGUGGCGGUCAGAGUCAGCCCGUGCGAGCGCUGUCAGAAGAAACAGUGGUGUCUGUGUUGAGCACGCUUCAUGAGGUGCUGGGCUCUAGCUUGGAGGCUGCAAAGACUCUCAGGGCCUCACAAGGAAUUGAGAGGCUAGUCCUCAUCAAUAAGGACGGCAAUCGUUCAGAGAGGGAAGUCCGUGGAGCUGGGCUGGUACUGCAGACUGUAUGGGCCUACAAGGAGCUGCGGCGCACAUUGGAGAAGGAUGGAUGGAAAAAAACAGACUUCAUGGUGAACCUUAACCCUCCCAGCAGCAACACGAGGACCAAUGGAGGAUAUGAGGACAGCACUGUGCCUCUCAUAGAUAAAGGUGACAAAGGUGAACGAGAAAUUAUUCCAAUGAAUGACAUGGGACCAGACGCCUACUCCACACUGGACCAGCGAGGGAGAAGGAACACUCUGGACAAUACAAUCGAGCCCGAUGAUAAAGAUGCAGUACAGGGAGUGAGGUUUGGGGCGGGUCGGGCCUCUUUGCCUCUACUGGAUUCUUAUGAUGAAAAACUGAUAGUGUGCAUUACAAAGCGACAUCCUCCUGGCCACUGCCCUUGCUGAACUGACAAAGAGGGACCAGAACACUACCAAGGGGACAAGCCACCACCAUUUUCUUACUCUCCUCUGUCCUCUACAUGCUUUUGCAGCACAUCUUCAUGACAUUCCUCCUUUUUGCAGCUGACAAGCCAAUGAAACACCCAAAAAACUGGAAAAGUGAUGUGGCUCUAUGACAACAAGAUUGUGACACUUUGACCACUUUUUACUCUCGAAGUCCCUAAACUACACAACGAGAAUGAGUCAGAGACUCUGAUAAAGACCCUUCUACCCUACAUCUCUGCUUACAUACACUACAACUUGCCUGGAAAACACUAAUGCUCUAUUUCAGGUCUGACAGUUGGGAUUGGAACAUGACGUUUGGGGGAAAUUGUACAUGAAUUUGUUUAAAAGAAAUUUAGGGGUUGUGUAAUCCCCCCCCCCCCCCUUAAUGGGUGUGGACUACAGAAAGAUUUGUUACCAUUGAGAAACUGUUGAUUGAGUGACUCUGAUACAUGGAUUUGUGUUUUGUAGUGGUUAUUCCUGUUUUUGCUUUGUGCUGUAUCACGUAUACAUGUGCCAAAUGACAAUGCCGCCACUAUAACUGCCAUUGCUGAAUUCUCCUUUUAACAACUUUGAUGAAGCAGUCAUCAGCUUUUUGUACAGCUUUUUUCUUUGUGAAAGUCCAUCCCUUGGAAGCAGGGGCAUUCUACAGUUUCUGUAUUUGAUAUCAAUAUACAUGGGUGUAGGUUUUGACUUUGGGGUAUCCUAUGAAAGUCUUCACCUGUGAUGUCUGAUAUAUCGUGCUAUCUACCGCAAAUCCCUUACAUUUGUAAUUCAUCAGAGGCAAUUUCUUUGAUUUGCAAGUCCAUAAUCUGAAUGUGUAAUACAGUACUGUUUUUAACAGUGUUUGUGUGGGCCAACUGGAGUGCCUUGAAUACUCAGGACAGGUAUGAUGGGUGUGUCAAACCAUAAUGUGGCUAGUCAAUCACUGUCUCACUAUAUGGAAUGCUGGCGUUUUGUCUUCUCCCAGUUCAUGGAAUACAUCUGUUUUUGAGUAAGCAUUGAUUUUUGUUAAAUGUGGUUCGAAAACAAGACUCUUGUGUUCUGUAUAUGUGCGCCACAAACACAUAGCCUGCCUGCCUUGUAAGUCUACAGAACACCACAUGCGAGAAGAAAGUUGUCUUUUUUUGCCCACAUUUUCAAGUUCUGUGCGUAUUCUGUAGAGGACAACACACACUAGUGCAAAGUAAGAUGUAGAUAAUAAUGAAAAAAAAAGCACGAGGUGAUGUUUCCCUUUGCUUCAGUUUUUCCAUGCCAACUGCCGAAUUUUCAAGUUGCCUUGAAUAGUGGACUGACAAAAAGAAUGGUAAAUUGGAAGGGAUUGUGUUGGUUUCUCUUAGGAGGCAUAGACCAGAAAUUUCCUGUUAGAUGGAGGGAAAAAAAAAAAAAAAAAACCUAAGUUAAAGCACAUUUAUACGAUACACACACACACACACACAUGAGAAUAUUUGUUAAUUUUAUGGCUAUGUAUUUUUUUUCAUAUUGAUUUGGGUUUAAUUGUUUUGGGUGCAUUGGUGAACGCAUAUGCAAUCAGUUUUUGUUAGAUUGAAAACAUUUGUCUUAAUUACAAGCUUAAGAAAGAUCCGUCUUCAUCUACUAUUGGAACCUUAACAUUGAAAACUGAUUAUGGACGACACCUUAAUAUCUGCCUUGGCUCUUAAAGUUGCACAUUUAUGAAUGACUUACUAGCAAUGUUGUUUUUAAUAAAAAAAGAUGAUUUUUG
Messenger RNA from Phyllopteryx taeniolatus (common seadragon), 4876 nucleotides. It is a transcript of the gene ctnnd1, whose product is annotated as catenin (cadherin-associated protein), delta 1. Bases 253 to 3117 code for a protein of 954 amino acids. The transcript is spliced from 23 exons. The record is from RefSeq and is a predicted model, not a curated record. Gene Ontology annotation, molecular function: cadherin binding. Gene Ontology annotation, biological process: cell-cell junction assembly; cell-cell adhesion. Lineage: Eukaryota; Metazoa; Chordata; Actinopteri; Syngnathiformes; Syngnathidae. Gene Ontology annotation, cellular component: nucleus; cytoplasm; plasma membrane.